This is a messenger RNA of Drosophila grimshawi, 726 nucleotides long. RefSeq names its product high affinity copper uptake protein 1 (gene Ctr1C). NCBI's taxonomy places the organism in Eukaryota, Metazoa, Arthropoda, Insecta, Diptera, Drosophilidae. Gene Ontology annotation, biological process: copper ion transmembrane transport. Gene Ontology annotation, molecular function: copper ion transmembrane transporter activity. Bases 1 to 726 code for a protein of 241 amino acids. Gene Ontology annotation, cellular component: membrane. The transcript has a single exon. The record is from RefSeq and is a predicted model, not a curated record.
AUGGACUUGGGUUACGAUAAUGGCCAACUGUAUACAGCGCUUAGUCGUGAGCCACGGCACCAUCCUGAUCAUCAUCAUCACGACGAACACCACGAGCCUGGGAGUACAGCAGGAUCAGAGGACGGAUCACCAGUCACAAGAAACACACAUGCCGAGCCACGGUGUGGACACGGUGGUCACGGUGGCUCAAUGAUCUUUCAUUUUGGCUGUACGGAAACGAUUCUUUUUGAGUUCUGGCAAACAAAAUCGACGGACAACCUACUUCUCUCCUGCCUGAUCGUCUUCAUUAUGGCCGUGUUCUACGAGGCGCUCAAAUGCUAUCGAGAGUGGCUAAAGAAAUGCGAAAAGCAACGCUUGGAUGGAGGAGCUAAUCCGACAAGACAUUUUCGCUCAGCUGUUCCCAUUCCACAGCGAAUCGAUGCACCACCACCCUCGGCACAGCAGAUCUCAGUGCCACUGACGAUCGCAGCAGAAUCGGUUCUCCAACCACCAAUGGCAGUGCCGCCGAUUGGCGAACUCGCAUUGAGCCAGCGUUAUCCUUGGCUUGAUUUGAGGCAUUGGUUUCAGACCCUACUCCACAUGCUCCAGGUGACCAUCUCGUUUAUGAUGAUGCUCAUCUUUAUGACUUUCAAUGUGUAUCUUUGCAUAGCUGUCGUCGCCGGUGCCGGUGUCGGUUAUUUCAUCUUUUUUGCGCGCAGGGAGAAUAUUUCCGACCAUUGCAAUUGA